UUUGGCAUAUGUCAGUUUCGCAGUUGUCGUGUGAUUUACUCCUCUGAUAGUUUCAUGGUUCUCUUUUCGUCAAAUCACACCAAUCGCCAUGGAGGAAUUUAAAUUUGACUUUAUUGAAAGCCUGCAUGGUCAAUACCUGGAUUUCAUUUGUGAUCAGAUUUUUGCCUAUUUGGAUUACGAUUCUUUGAUGAAUUCAAAAAUGGUCUCAGUUUUUGGAAAAAGAUCAUCUCCAAAGGGGCCUUCUGGAAGGUGAUGUUGGAAAGAAAGAAAAAAGUGUUGCCCUAUUGGAAAAAAGUGUUUGAUGCAGUAAAAGUAUUUAAAGAUCAAGAGCUGCUGAGUCGUGGAAAUGCUGAUGCUUCUCAACGUCAUUGUGAGUACUACCACACAAUGUAUUGUCUGGUGGAAGAUGAAAUUCAAAAGAGUGUGGAUUCAAACUGGAGAGCUGGAGGAAAACAUCAGCGUGUCAAAUACAAAAGCUUUGGAAAUCCCUGUAUCUUGGUUCAUCGCUAUGAAUGUGAAGUGGAUUCACAAUGGAUCGUUCAAAUACAGCAGCAAUGUCGUAUACUUGUUCGUAAUCGCUGGACCCUCAAACUGGAAAAGGUUCUUGAAAUUCCGUUAACUGAAAUCAACAUGAAUGGAAGGGAUCGUGAUUUUGAACUGACUCGUGUGAAGAUUAAUUCGAAUUUCAUCACAGCAUCCUUUUCUGUCCACCCAGAAAUUUGCGUUUGGGAUGCAAAAUCACAUGAACUGUUGAGAGUCUUGAAACCUGUUCCGGAGCAAGGAAACGGACGGAGGUCGGUCUAUGUGAAAGGCCAUUGCCUAUGGAAUGAUUUGCUACUGUCGUGUUACCAAAGGGUUUCGGAUGAAUCAGAAUGCAUUGUGACACUGCGCAGAAUUCCCCUGAAUGGGGACGGAGACGUCACUUUACUUUAUUACCAGAAAGUUCUACCAAGUCCCAGAUUUUUUCUGGAAGUUGCAAUGGAUGACGAUUAUAUCGUGUUAUUUUUCUCCAGAGAUGAGCAACGAUUGUACAUGCCCAGUAUGGCAGAAACUUUCGAGAUAGAAAUUCGAAGCGCAGUUUCCUAUGAUGUCGUCCAUAAAAUUUCGAUUCCAACGUCUUCACCAUUCGAAGACUACCAAUUCCAUUAUCUAAAUGGAUUUAUUGUUAUGGGCCAAACGGAAGACAAUUUUUUUAGCAUCUGGAGGGCUGCUGUUGGUCGUUGUGUCAAAACCAUUUGCCAUGGCGACCAAGGAUUAUGUGCAAUCAGAAUCAUUUCGGAAAAAUUCAUCGUCACUUGUGAUGACGACGGUGUAUUGAAGAUCUGGGAUUUCCAAGCAGCUCUCAUUCACCCGGAGCCAUCCAGCUCUAAUUUCCUGAUCAGGAAAAUCUCCCACCUGAAUGCUGUCUCCCGUUCGGCUUCGGCUAAACCAUCUGCAGUAUCCUCGAAGGUGAAGAGGAUCGAUGCCCGCAAGAAAACGCCGCGCGUUCCGCCAAUUGAAUAUGUGGGAACUACCUGCAUGGUGGCCGACGAAUUGCAAAUGAUCCUUGUUUUCCAUUCGGACGAUGGUUCUUCCUAUUUGCACGUUGAAACCUUCUUGAACGCAGCCCAAUGAGAAAGCCAGUCGUGUAAGUCUUCCACCCUGCCUGCUUUAAAGUCUUAACCAUGCUGUGUUGCCUUGUUGAUUGCGUUUAAACGCGCGUUUAAAAGUGACGUCAAGUUUCUC
Messenger RNA from Daphnia pulex (common water flea), 1725 nucleotides. RefSeq lists its product as uncharacterized. The record is from RefSeq and is a predicted model, not a curated record. Gene Ontology annotation, molecular function: protein binding. Bases 253 to 1614 code for a protein of 453 amino acids. NCBI's taxonomy places the organism in Eukaryota, Metazoa, Arthropoda, Branchiopoda, Diplostraca, Daphniidae. The transcript is spliced from 9 exons.